AAUAUGGCGGAUCCUGCUAUUACUUUUCCCCACAACAAACCACUUACCACGCAUCCAAACUAUUAUGUGAAAGCCUAGGCAUGCAUCUGGUCUACAUCGGAUCACAGGAAGAAGGAGACUUCUUGGAGUUCAAGAACCCAUUGUACGGAUACAGAUACGUAUGGAUUGGGUUAAGUGCUGUAACCUGGCUCGAUAAUUCUACCCUGACCUAUGCUAAUUUCGGUAAAACCACCUCGACAUUCGAUGACGGAGGAACUUGCUUCAUGAUGAAUUCUUCCGCUUCUUUCCAAUGGCUCGACGAUGACAGUUCUAACCAGCAUUACUACAUUUGUGAAAAGGAAGUAGGUACCGAAUCUACAACAUUCACCCCCACAACAAGUCAAAGUUGCACCGACGUUGCUGCAUUAAGUUCUAUACCGACAACCGAUACCACUCCAGCAACAUCUACCACAGGCACAACCCAAGCGAUGACUACGUCUCAAAUCUCUGCCACACACACAACCCAAUCGAUGGCUACGUCUCCAAUCUCUACCACAGGCACAACCCAAGCGAUGACUACGUCUCCCAUCUCUACCACAGGCACAACCCAAGCGAUGACUACGUCUCCAAUCUCUACCACAGGCACAACCCAAGCGAUGACUACGUCUCCCAUCUCUACCACAGGCACAACCCAAGCGAUGACUACGUCUCCAAUCUCUACCACAGGCACAACACAGGCGAUGGCUACGUCUCCAAUCUCUGCCACAGGCGCAACCCAAGCGAUGACUACGUCUCCCAUCUCUACCACAGGCACAACACAGGCGAUGGCUACGUCUCCAAUCUCUGCCACACCUGCAAAACGGGCGAAGGCGGCAACUGCAAUCUUCUCUGCUCCGGUGGAAGCUCACAAGCGAUCCAAUUACUUCAAAAUGUUGGUCAAUGGUGCAACACUAGUCGAUGUCCUUGUCCACUCAUCGUAUACCGCGUCGACCGUCAUCGCAUGCGGCCACGGGUGCCUAAAUGACUCUCUCUGCUCAUGCUUCACGUACAUCGCCCAGGAUAGGACAUGCCUUCUUGCUGAGAGUUGCCCGUUGACAUCACAGUCCGGCUUUGAAAAACGCCCUGGAGCUGUAACCUAUUCAACUUAAAUCCAAUCUAGGCUUCUUCAAAAUUAACUUCUUCAUAUUGUUAUAUGCAAAGUGAAAUUAUUCUAAUGCAACGCGUGGCUACUAAUAGACAAAUUACUUUUUUUUUCUUCUCUUGAUUUCUUAUGAAAUAUUAAAUUUGUUAUGUUUUUUGAUAAUGGUUAAAUUACAUUAUCUAUAAAGCGCAUAUGUAUCCAAUUUCAUAUACACUGUAACAGCAACUGUAAUUAUUAGAGCACAUAACACAUGUAAAACAUUGCAAAUUCUCAUUACUAAAAUGCAUGGUUAUUUUAUUUUCAGAAAGUUUGAUUAUUUAUCUGCGUUCAAAUAUUACAACACAUGAAUGUUAAACAUCUUUCAUUUAUUGCAAUAUUUAUUUAUUUGAAUUGUGGUGUAUUAUCUUUUCUAGAUUAGUUGGGUUAGGCUCAUUCGUACAGAAGUAUUUUGAGUACAUCUCUCUCGAAGUAAAUAACCAAUUUGAACAAACUCUUACGGGGUAUUAGAGAUUCGGUUUCGUGAAACUGUCAUCGCUGCUACAGCACAUGCUUGAUCAAUUCAUAUUGUGAAAGGGAGUAUCUUAGCUGUAAACCUAGGCGUUUAAACAAGGCUGUAUCGAAAAAUUACGCCCCCCCCCCCAAUAUCACUGCGUGUAACUUUAAACAAAACGUGAAUUGUUUUUGAACAUACAAUUUCUUCAGCAAAUAUUAUUCGAUUCCUUUCGUCUAGUGAAAUCUACACUCGACAAAAAAAGAAACUGGACAUUAAGUAUAUAGUUAAGAAUUUCAAAUAAAUAUUUGAUAUAAAAUUAUCUUUCAUACAUCGAAAAAACCUCUUAUCCUCUUACAAUCGAAAACAUACGCAUGAAAAACCAUCAUGAAAAAAAAUAAAAAUAAAAACGGGGCAUCUGGCCGAUUCAAAGUUUAAUGAGCAUUAGGCGUAUCUUAUGGCUCGUCCACGAUCUUGGGUGUAAAGGGGCAUCUGGCCGAUUCAAAUUUUAAUGAGCAUUAGGCGUAUGUAAUAUGGCUUGUCCACGAUCUUGGGUGUAAAGGGAUGGAAUCUUGACGGUAAUUGUCAAUACCAUGCAGUCAUAAGACUAUAAUA
Molecule: messenger RNA, 2225 nt
Organism: Strongylocentrotus purpuratus (purple sea urchin)
Lineage: Eukaryota; Metazoa; Echinodermata; Echinoidea; Camarodonta; Strongylocentrotidae
Product: mucin-5AC-like
Exons: 3
Coding region: 81-1127 (348 amino acids)
Biological process (GO): biological process involved in interspecies interaction between organisms
Cellular component (GO): external side of plasma membrane
Molecular function (GO): carbohydrate binding
Source: RefSeq, a predicted model, not a curated record